Molecule: messenger RNA, 672 nt
Organism: Suillus subalutaceus
Lineage: Eukaryota; Fungi; Basidiomycota; Agaricomycetes; Boletales; Suillaceae
Exons: 4
Coding region: 1-672 (223 amino acids)
Source: RefSeq, a predicted model, not a curated record
AUGUCCCGCUCCCCCGCAGCCCACCAACGCGCCCUCGACGCAGGGAUGGUGAACGUCCCCCUUGAAAUCCUCCUAUCCAAGUCAAACUGGAUAUUAAAUAUCGUGCCUCCAGGAGACGUAUUUACAUUCGUGCGCAGAGUACUUGCAGUGUCCUAUUCCGCUCCCCUUCCCCUUCCACGCGCCUUUGUCGAUUGUAACACUGUGAACCCCAAAAUGGUAAAAUGCAUCGGGGGGCUGUUUAAGGAAGCCCCUGUGGGAUUCAUUGAUGUGGGGAUAGCAGGGACACCACUACGAACAGGAUGGGAUCCCACUUUUGAUGCCUGCGCAGGUGCUGGAAUUGGCGAUGCGAGUUCUUUGAAACUUUGCGAGUUUACGAUGAGGAAAGGAUCUAUAGGCCUCUUCAUGAUGAUGAUGCUGACCACCCACCGCUCCUCACCAGCAACAGCUGAUGCUCUAAUGAAAGAACUCAGUGUCUCCCAACCAGCCCUAAUGGGCAGACUUAUCCAAACAGUCUCAGAAGGAAUCCCCAAAGCCUACCGAUUCGUAGCCGAGAUGGAAGGGCUCGCAGAAUUUGUAGGAGGGGGAGAAGCAGAUGUCUUCAAGGAUUUGCGAGGGUGUUUGAGAGGGUCCAGGGAUCGGUUGAGGAUGAUGGGGCGGAUGUCGAGACAUUGA